Molecule: messenger RNA, 565 nt
Organism: Funneliformis mosseae
Lineage: Eukaryota; Fungi; Glomeromycota; Glomeromycetes; Glomerales; Glomeraceae
Source: the annotation of a GenBank genome assembly
AUGGGUGGAGAUAAAGAAAGAGAUGUCGAAAGAAAAGUUAUAAGUGUUGAAGAAGUUAAUGAUUUGGAAAAUGGAAGAGAAAUUGUUGUUUAUUGUGCUGGCAGUUUAAGAAGCUCUCAUACGGUAACUGUAACUAUAACUAAGGCCUCACCCACUCCCACUCAUGAAUCUGAUCACAUUAGUUGUCCUGUUCGGAAUGAUCGGCGUCGACAUAACCAACAUCACCACGAUUAUGACAAUGAUCAUUGUACAGUCACCUGUACACCUACAACUACUCAAUACUCUACACCAACUCCGAAAUGUUGUGAAGCUCCUGGUGGUCCAGGGUUUCAAAACAAGGCUCAUACUAUAGAUCCUUUAAACGUAGUUGUUAUUCCUAAUAUUGCUAGCGAUAUAGAUUGCUGUAAGGCUUGUUUUGAUAAACCGGAAUGUAUUCAAUGGGCUUUUUUCAGCGGUCAAUGUUCAAGCCAUGAAAAUAAAGUAGAUGUAAAUGAGAUUUGUGCGAAUCCUGUAGUUGAUACCGGAGCUUUUUUCAGUGCUGGAAUUGUUCGUUGUAGUGAUGAUG